Molecule: messenger RNA, 600 nt
Organism: Tetrahymena thermophila SB210
Lineage: Eukaryota; Ciliophora; Oligohymenophorea; Hymenostomatida; Tetrahymenidae
Product: transmembrane protein, putative
Exons: 6
Source: RefSeq, a predicted model, not a curated record
AUGGUAAAUAUAAAUAAAGUUUUCAUAUACAUAGCCUCUUUAAUAAUAAGCUUGAUUUCAUUAAUUAUUAUGACUAGUGUGAAAGAAAAUCUAUAAUCAUACUAAAUAAAGAUUAAUAAAUUAGCAUUCUUUAGGUUAGAAAAGAUUCUUAUAAAUCAAAUUCCUUCUUAUUAAGCUUUAGUUUUUGUUGUUUACAUCCCUUUUUGUGCUUACUAUAUUUGGAAUUACAUUAAAGAUCGCAAAAGAAAUGAAAGAAUAAAAAAUGGAAAUGCAUCAUUUGAAGAAAAGUAUAUGCUAGAAGUAGAAUCAAAUGAAGCCAAAUAGUGGAGCAAUAUUUUGCUUACUAAUUUAUUUAUUUAUAUGACAUAAACUUUAGCAUUACUCUUAGCAAUUUUCUUCUCUAAUUAUGCUAUAAAUGAAAUCGAAUACAUAUAAGGUCAAUAUGAAUCAACUUAAAACUCGACAGAUAGAGAUACAAUUGAAAGUGUAGUUGAUUUGACUAAGUCUCUUAAGGCUACAAUAUUCUUAAAUUCACUUUGCAUCUUUUAAAUUGUAUAUGUCUCAUUAGAAGGAUGCUAUAUAAAAAUCAAAAGUAAAUGA